AUGCUUCUGUCUGCGAAAGUCAUUAUUGCAUCCCUGCUGGCCGGGUCCAAAGCGGCCUUCUAUUACCCAGACGUGCAAACGCAUCUUCUCGAGCAUAUCCUGGUUGACAAUUGGGGUACAUAUGCUUCAAACUUUUCUUCUGCCAUCACCCCUUGCACAAACUAUGUCACGCAAAUAGGAACCGCCGCGCUUAAUAGUGGCCGCACGACCGCCGCACAAUGGAUGCGAGUUCUGUUUCAUGACUUUGUCACCGCAAAUGUCAGUGCAGGAACUGGCGGUGUCGAUGCGAGCAUUGGUUUCGAAACCGCACGCAGCGAGAACUCUGGUAGUGCAUUCAACGAUAGUUUCACAUUCUGGCGCCCGUUUGUGAACAAUGCAGUGUCCAUGGCUGAUCUCGUUGCCCUCGGAACCGCCAUGUCCAACAAUCUUUGCGGUGGUCGAAAUAUUCCCUAUCGUGCUGGCCGUAUUGAUGCUACAUCAGCAGGCUCUACGACUGGCGUACCCGCUCCAGAGACCGACCUGGAGGAAACCUUGGUCUUUUUUGAGCGCGCAGGCUUCGACAAAGGAGGGUUCCCUGAUGUGGUCGAGGAGAUUGCCGUCACGCCCAACAACACAAAUGGUGGCAGCAACUUCGAUAGCACGCGUGGCGCUUUUGACCCGGCAGUAUUGGGCGAGUAUCUCCACGGAACGGGGAAGAGAGGCGGACCGCUGGUGACAUCGAACAACGUUACCACUCGUUCAGAUCUCCGACUUUACGAGAGUGACCAAAAUGCAACUAUGCAAGCUUUAUUUGCUCAAGGAGAUACCUUCCUGGACACCUGUGUCGGUUUGUUCAAUCGCAUGAUGAACACGGUCCCCACAGGAGUACAACUCGGACCUGUCAUCGAAGCCUUAGCCGUCAAGCCAAUGCAACGUUACCUUCGACUUCGAUGCACAUGGGAAGUUGAAGCUGUCCGGCAAGUUCAGAAUACUCACUGGGGCUGA
This is a messenger RNA of Parastagonospora nodorum SN15, 984 nucleotides long. RefSeq lists its product as hypothetical. Gene Ontology annotation, molecular function: peroxidase activity; heme binding. The coding region runs from base 1 to 984 and encodes 327 amino acids. Gene Ontology annotation, biological process: response to reactive oxygen species; cellular response to oxidative stress; hydrogen peroxide catabolic process. The transcript is spliced from 3 exons. Lineage: Eukaryota; Fungi; Ascomycota; Dothideomycetes; Pleosporales; Phaeosphaeriaceae. The record is from RefSeq and is a predicted model, not a curated record.